Molecule: messenger RNA, 2137 nt
Organism: Glycine soja
Lineage: Eukaryota; Viridiplantae; Streptophyta; Magnoliopsida; Fabales; Fabaceae
Product: mitochondrial carrier protein MTM1-like
Exons: 10
Coding region: 637-1842 (401 amino acids)
Biological process (GO): mitochondrial transmembrane transport
Source: RefSeq, a predicted model, not a curated record
UCUAGAAGGCAAAAGACGCUUAGGCAUCCAUCUCGAUCGCCAAAGGGAUGCAAAGCCAUGUCCAUAUUUGUUAACACCAAAAUGAAAGAGAGAGACUGAAAAGAAAAUGCUAUAGUUUGAUGCUAAAAUAAAAUUCCGAUUCCGCCGCUAACAAACCCUAAUAAAGCUUAAUUAGCUUGGACUGUUAACUUGACUCAGCGCACCACAACCCCAGUGUGGUUCCCGGAACCGGAAGGUACUGGCUUGGCUAGGUUAGUUGCAGCAGCAACACCACACAACAGCCAAGGUAGGGCCAGUUUGAAUAUUUGCUCAACACAAGCGUUUACUAGGGUUUUUUCCGCUGAAAAGUACGUGUCCCAUUCUUGUCAACAAACGUGGCGCGCUUCUUAACAUAAGCACUUGCGUACGCAUCUCUCUCCUUCUCCUCUUCCCUCCCACAUAUUCGGCACCCUGCUUUUCUUUUUUUAUUAAAUAUAUGCAAUAUUUUUUCUGUUCAUCUGCUUCCCCAUUCAACGCCCAUAAAAUAAUAAAUCCUAUUUUUUGAGGGCAUUUUACUAAUAAUCAUUAAUUUCUAUUAAUAAAAAAAAACACAUAACCAUUUGAGUCUUCUUUGGUCGUUGCAUCGAAAAAACCAGAAUGGCGGAUUCAGAGCGAAUCCAAAAUUCGUGGAUGGCUUCGGAUCAAACUGCAAUUGAAAUGAGCGGCGAGGGCACAGGUUCCAGGGAAUGCUCUUCUCUCCCUCCGCCGCCGCAAAAACCAUUCAAUUCUGAUCAAUUGGGAAUCGGAGAACGAGCUUUCUCCGCCGCCGGCGCCGCCUUCCUCUCCGCCAUCAUUGUCAAUCCCCUCGACGUUGCCAAGACAAGGUUGCAAGCACAAGCGGCAGGGGUCGCAUAUUCUCAUCCACUCAGUAAUAUGACCAGUAGAAUGGCUUGUUUUGGGCCAAAUAUGAUAUUUGCUGAUUUAAAAUGUUCUCCAUCAUGCCACCGGGCUGGAUUCCAGGGCACAGUGUCCAUUUGUCCUCCCGAGUGUUUUCGCUACAAAGGAACACUAGAUGUUAUCUACAAAAUUAUAAAACAGGAGGGAAUUUCUAGGCUAUGGAGAGGCACAAAUGCUGGCCUGGCUCUUGCAGUACCAACUGUGGGAAUAUACCUUCCUUGCUAUGACAUACUCCGCAAUUGGUUGGAGGAAUUCACAGCUAAAAAGGCACCAACCACAACUACUUAUGUACCUCUAGUAGCUGGUUCAUUGGCACGCUCUCUAGCUUGCACUACUUGCUACCCUAUUGAACUUGCUAAAACUCGUAUGCAGGCAUUUAAAGAGACUCAAAUUGGUAAAAAGCCUCCUGGAGUGAUCCAGACUCUGCUAGGUGUUGUUUCAAAUGUCAAGAGCACAAACACUCCACAGAACAGCUUGCAAGGUUAUCGUGUUUUGUGGACUGGCAUGGGAGCUCAACUUGCCCGUGAUGUACCCUUCUCUGCUAUUUGUUGGUCGACACUUGAACCGACUAGAAGAAAACUUCUUGGUUUGAUUGGAGGUGAUGAUGCCAAUGCAUUGAGUGUUCUUGGGGCAAAUUUUGGAGCUGGGUUUGUUGCAGGAACCUUAGCAGCUGGAGCCACAUGUCCGCUAGAUGUUGUAAAAACUCGAAGGCAGAUAGAGAGGGAUCCUGUUAGGGCAUUGAAAAUGACUACAAGACAGACACUGAUGGAGGUGUGGAGAGAUGGAGGCUUGAAAGGAUUGUUUACAGGUGUUGGUCCACGAGUUGGUCGAGCAGGCCCCUCUGUUGGAAUUGUGAUUUCAUUUUAUGAAGUUGUAAAGUUUGUUCUACAUCAUCAGUACACAUAAUCAUGAUUUUCUGCACACUUUUUUUGCUGCCAAAGCAGUUAUUCAGAACCUCUGGAGAUUGCAGAACAUUUUUUUUUGGAAUGGGAAUCAUUCCAAUCCAUCCUGACCAUAAACUAACAUAAUUGAACAGGAAAAUGACCGGCAUAGGACACACUUAGGUUUUUUGAGCUGUGCAUUGUUUUUAAUUUUUUUUGCUGCUUUUGACAAGCAGAAAUUUUGUUACACUUGGGGUUCUCCCCUGAACUAUAAUCGAUUAAAUAAAAUAUGAAAAAUUGAGUUUUUUUCCUCCCAAAAA